Messenger RNA from Sclerotinia trifoliorum, 2732 nucleotides. The record is from the annotation of a GenBank genome assembly. NCBI's taxonomy places the organism in Eukaryota, Fungi, Ascomycota, Leotiomycetes, Helotiales, Sclerotiniaceae.
AGGAAGGGAAGGCAGGGAAGGCAGGGAAGGCAGGGAAGGAAGGGAAGGCAGGGAAUACAGGAAACAGGAAAAGGCGGCAGAAAAGGUUAUCGUCACGUGUAUGAGUAGUUCUAUGAAAGCGAAAGCGAAAGCGCGACGCAGCGGAGGUCCAUCUUCCGCUUUGUGCAAAGAGUUUCCUUCACAAAUCCGCAUUGUUCCCCAUCGCCCCUUCGCCCCAUCGCUCUCCCCUCCCCAAUCCCAAUCGAAACUUUGCUUUACCAAUAAUCGCAUCGCAUCCUGUUUUGGUCCCGUGUGUAUUUUAAUACCACAACCGGCUUGAAACAUUAAAAACUAACCCUCUGCUCAUCCCUUCCUUUGUUCUCGACAACUUAUUGCCAGCUCUCCGCGCCUCUCCCAUUUCUCCACCUUUCUCCUCCGCUCAUCUUUCUUUCUUCAUGUACACAUAUACACAUAUACAGCAUACACAUACUCACAUAGUCACUUCAAAUACUUUUCAAUUGAAAGUCUAUCACCUCGUACAAUUGUCUUCAAAUCAUAGCCAUGGAACUUACAACGGAAACUCAGGGCGAAAAGCGAAAACGUAGUCCGGAAAGUUCUGGAAGUCAGGGCCACGGACGAAUAACUCAAGCUCCUCGACUGGGCGAAAAUGCAACUCCAACGGCCGCUGCACAAAUCAACUAUUUGGUAAAAGCUAGGAGCGAUAGACUCAAAUUGGUCGAGGGAGAUUCCGAAACUUUCGGAGAUGUUUUGGGCAUGUUGGACGAAUACGAAGGUAUGUAUCUAUCACGUGAUUUCAUUCCCGCUCGGUGGGGAGCAAGGGAGGGAAUUCUACUUGCCUGCGAGCAUUUAGGGAAGAGCCUUGCUGACUGAGGUAGGCGUCCUUCAACGUCGUGAAAGUCUAGCAUCCAAUCUCGGCGCCAAACUAGUUGGUCCUCUACUUUUGAAGUCAUUUGAGAAGCUUUUUGACGGCCCAAUCAAAGUCAUUCAAAGCUCCUAUGCUCUUGAACAAACGCCCAUCACCUGGUUAGAGAUUGUCUCUUUCGCCCGGAGUAAUCCAGCAGACUUUAUUCUCACCGAAUCAUUGCAUGGCGUGAAAGUUUGUCGAUUCUGGAUCAAUGGAGGGCAGGUCGAAAUAUCUGAAGACGAUUAUCGUUUGAUCAUGUCAGGUGCUCCGGAGAGGAUGAUUCCAAGUCAACCUAUGCCCGAGGAUGAGACGUCUGAGCUCGGCACCCUACUCAUUCUCGAGAAUCGUCUUACUAUGUUAAUCAAGAAGGCUGAUGCCGUCGCAAGUCGAGCGAGACAACUCAACUACCAUUUGAAAGGAAGAAAGAAUGCUAUCGUGGCGAAAAAGUCUCCUGAGCAACCUUCUGAAUCUCCCCUCCCAUUUGCAUCUCAGCCAUUUUCUGCGAUCAAUAGAAGCCGAUCACCCGCUUCCCUUAAUGGUGAGACUGCCAAGUUACAGCAAGAUCUAUUAGAGCAAUUUCACAGCCCAAAUCGUCGUCAAUCCCUACCAUCUCAGCCAAGAUCGAAACAACCUCGACUUCACACCUCUGAACAUACAAAUUUUCAUUCUUUCAAUGGUGCACCUCAAAGCUCUGAUCACCAACGAGUAUCGCAGCCACCAUCUAAUUCUGAUGACGGCAUCGAAGGGCAAUAUCGGGUUUUGAUGGCUGCCAGGAUCGAGAAACUACACAAAGGGGACCCCAUUAACCCACCAUGCGAUCGAUGCAGACGGUUACGAUUCACGUGCAUCAAGCAUAUGACUGCUUGUGCUGCAUGCACAAAGAAGCAUGCUAAGUGUUCUUGGAAAGAUGUCAAAGAUGGAGAACUUGAAGCCACAGCAUCUGCUCUAACGCAGCGAGAAUCUCCAGCUGCAUCAGAAGAUGGAUUGUUAAUUGUUGAUAAGAAACAUACGCCAGAGCGAUCAAAUUUAGCAAGUACUAGUGGCGGUGUUACUACUAUUGGAGCAAGUGGAUCGAGUAGACAGGUUCCAGUAAGUUUUCCGCACCUAUCGAUGGUCAAUUUGUUUUUAUUAUACGGUUCACUUGACAAUUGCUAAGUCUCUAAUGUUUUAGGUUCAUACACAACACAUGUCGAUGCUUUCUGGUUUGGAAGCUGAGCUACGUCCUCAAAAUACAUUGAACACUAACCAUCGUUCUCCCACUGUCGCCGCCACCUUGCAAGUCAAAUCACCGCAACCGAAACCGGAGCAAGAAAGAAGAGUAUCCGCUGAACAUACCUUGUUGGCCCAGAUGGCUUCAGCAGCAGCCGCGGCUAGCAAUAUGUAAACAUGGGAUGUCAUAGAGAUAGCACCAAGAUAGGAUGACUGGCUGAAGUGUUGUCUCGUCUUUGAAUCCACAUUCAUCAUGAAUCUCGUCUAAUAUGCUGGACGUCGCCAAACCUGAUGGGUUUUGAGUACUUGGAGAUCAUUCACUUGAUAAAAUAAUCAUAAGUUUUUACUGUUGGCUGGUCAUGAGGCGGAUUGGGUCAUGGUAUGAAAUGGAAGGAAUAGCCAUCUUGAAGGUUCAUCAAUGAUGAAAUACUGAAGAUUUGAAGGCUUUGUCUGUCGAUUACUGCGGAGGUUUUGAAAUUUCAUCGAGGUGUUUAGUAUACCAGUUUACUUCUUGGAUCCUUUUAUGAGAUGCUCAAUCCCAUUAGGUAUUUAAUGUUUGUGUUAUGUCUUGUUGGUCUAUUAUUUGAUAACGGUUAUCACGUUCUCGGUCAAAUAAAGC